AUGCAAAAAUAUGCUUCAUCAUCAAAACUUGAAAAAUCAAACAAACCUUCAAAUAGUCAAGUCAUCAUCACUAACAUUGAGAGAUUCAGAUGCCAGAAGCACUCUUCCAUACCAUUACUUGUUAUGGAAGCAUCAGGUAUCCACGAUACUACUCACAACUCAAUCAUGAAGUGCGAUGUUGAUAUCAGAAAGGAAUUGUAUGAAAACAUCGUCUUUUCAAGCGGAACAUCUAUGUACUCAGGCAUUAAUGACAGACUUAAAAUGGAGGCGCUCGCAGAUGAACAAGGAUUAAGCAUGAGAAGGCUGUUUAUGCUUGACUCAAUUUAA
This is a messenger RNA of Entamoeba invadens IP1, 327 nucleotides long. Its product is annotated as actin, muscle, putative. Bases 1 to 327 code for a protein of 108 amino acids. Lineage: Eukaryota; Evosea; Mastigamoebida; Endamoebidae. The transcript has a single exon. The record is from RefSeq and is a predicted model, not a curated record.